This is a messenger RNA of Micropterus dolomieu (smallmouth bass), 3280 nucleotides long. RefSeq lists its product as uncharacterized. NCBI's taxonomy places the organism in Eukaryota, Metazoa, Chordata, Actinopteri, Centrarchiformes, Centrarchidae. The transcript is spliced from 18 exons. The record is from RefSeq and is a predicted model, not a curated record. Bases 1 to 2847 code for a protein of 948 amino acids.
AUGCUGGAUACAGAGGGGCAGUGGUCUGAGGCGUUAGCCAGCAACAACAUAAGAGCCAUCAUCCGCUGGCUACGGAAGCUUACAGCUGAAGGUUUCAGCAGAUGCCAGGGUCUGUGGAUGUUUCUGGACCGGAGCUCUUUCACCAGAGUGCACAUGCUGCUCCAGAGACUGAGGAACCUGCUCACCCUGGCCCAAUGGGCAAGAAAACAGCUCAGUUCAGCUCAUCUCUGGCACGGUGUGGGGGUCCCAUGUGUGGUGUGCAGGGAUGCUUUCGGCUCCUCCAACGUCAGACGUGGUUGCUGGACCAGAGAGCACAGGGUUCUAAAGCAACACAUAUGGCUGGGACGGCUGGUUCAGUGGUGGGGCAUCAUGGGACUUCUGCCCAAGUACCCUGAGGCUCACGAGGUGAAGCGCAUCUCUCAGAUGUGGAAGGAAAUGGAUCACAGUCAUCGGAAAGCUCGUCUUGAGACACCUGGAUGGGAGGAGGGAGAAAGAUUUAGGUCUUUAAUACAGGGUAUGGUGUCUCAGCUGGACAGGCAACAUGGAUGCAUUUGGACUUCUGAAGACUGCACAGAUCAGUGCUAUCCUCCUCCCAAUCUGCAGGCCCUGCUGAAGCUCGUGCUGGUGCCUCAUAUCGACAAUAUGUCGGUCCAAGCAAUUUUCAUGUACUUUGUCCUGGAUAUGGCGAACUUCCUGCAGUGCAAAGAUGACCUCCUCCAAUCUUUCUGCCAUGCCUUCACUAUUCCUUCCAGUUUUUCCCAACAAAUCAGGGCCUUCUGGAUGUUCGAUCUUGGACACAUCAAGGCCUCCAUGGAGCUAUUACUGAGCCCCAGGGCUGCUGUUCCCUGGCUCACUUGGCAGCAUAGUUGCAUCAUCCACUGUCUGCUAAUGAAGAAACAGCCUCAGUUGGCAUUUAGGUACCUCCACUGGACCAGACCCGCAAUAGAGAGCGAGGAGGUUUCUAAGCUCUGUGCAGAUGUACUAAUUCAAAACAGUUGUGUCUCUGAAGCCUGGGCUCUACUGAAGAGAGGUCACACAGAAAGCGACAACUUGGCCAUUUACUUCCUACAGGCUUGUAAUGGAUUUGGUCUGUGUGCAGAGCCUUUAAAGUACAUCACUGCAGGGCACAAUGGUCAAGGACAUAAUGCAAAUGCGAAUUUGAUUGAGGCUACAGAUUCACAGUUGCUACUGCUGAAGAAAGCGGGAAGUCCACCCUGCCCGCUGUCUGCCAAACUGUAUCAGGCUAAGAAUGUCAACAGAGUGUCUCCAGAGGAACUGGUCCAACUGGUUAGAAAUGCUGUGAUGGAAGUGAGAAAGCCACGUCCAAAGACAAGUGAGGUGGUAUGGCCAGAGCACACAGAGAGAAAAUCGAACAGCAGAGAGAUGUUUCUGUCAACCCAGGCUCUGCGUCAUCUCACGCCCAGCCCCUCCCCAAUGGACAUGGUAGAAGAAUCUGAGCAAACAGCACAUACAGAUGAACGAGAAGAGGAACAGCCUAUCCAUAAUCAACCUGAGCCAUCAGAGCAGAUUUCUUCUUCUGAGGACCUGAGCUCUGGGUCUGUCUCCUCCUUCACCUCGGCCUCUUCCUUGCCUUUGUUGAGACUGGACUGUGCUUAUGUGUAUAAAAGUACCUUGACUCUGCAGAGGAUGUCUUCUCUCCUCAAUGAAAGAGAGAAUCACAGCUGGGAAGAGGAAGAUGAAGAAGACCGCAGAACCCCUUCAUCAACUGAAGCUUUUCCAGAUUGCGCUGAGCUCACAGUGACACUAGAUGGCACCACAACCCCCAUUUUCCUCAGCAACUUGAACAAAGAUGCUUUGGUAGAGCUGGUGCUCUCUGCAGAGGAGGGAGAAGAAGGGGAGAAGACAGAUGUUUUCUCAAGCAGGGACUUUCUCAGUGUUGAUGCAGUUGAGAGCAGUGAGGAUAACCAAUCAGUGCCCAAUCUUUGUGAGCCCCAGAUGGAGAGUCACAGUUUCCACUCGCCUGAUGAUGAGAAAAUGGCCUGCUGUAAAGAAGUGUCGGAAAAAAACGUUCAUGGUCCCCCUGAUGUCACUGAUAUGUGGAGCUCUGCAGUGUCACUCAACCAAGAGGACCAAUCAGAUUGCAUCCCGUAUAAAAUUUUCAGUUUUAGUGAGGCACCUAACUAUUUCCUGGAAGAAGAACCUCAUCAGAAAACAACUGAGCAUCAACAGCAAGAGGAAGCAGUGGAACGCUUCAGUCAAAGCUUCUCCUGUGCCAUGUCUGAAACCACUCGGGAACUGCUGACUGACCUUCACAAGAGCUUUCUGUCAGAGGAUCCUGUAGCCAGUGGCUCAAGGGCAUCAGCAGUGAUGGGUCCUCCUGAGAUCUGCCUCCCCUCCCCCGUGUCCAGCUCUACCUACCCCACACAGCUUCAGAUCUCUGGUAGCCCUCUGACUCCCAGCCUAACCUGCAACAUCAAAACCACAUCUGCUCCUUCUGACACCACCAAUGAGAGCUUCCCCAAAGCCCACUUAAAGGUGGAUGAACCCUGUGUCCAGAGCACUUCAGCCUGGCUCGAUCAUAGCAAAAUGGGCAGCUGGUGGAAACAGGACCUGGAAGCCUGUAGAGCUAUCGGCAGCCUUCUACCUGCUACAGAGCCUGGAGCAGCUAUCACAUCAGAUAAUAAGAGGCCUUCUCUUGUACUGAGCCAAACAUAUUCCUACAGUCUGGUCAACUUUAUGGACUUCACUGCAAAACAAAAAGGAGACGACAAACAGGCAGACAGAGAGGAGCCUGCAGGUUGGAGCAGUUUGGGGAAGGUUUUCCGAGGUGCUAUAAGAAGUGGGAGAACGCGAUCAAGGAAAGGAAAAAGAGUGAUGAGAGCAUGAAGAUUUAGUACAUCUUUGACACAUACUACAGUGCAUGGAGAUCUGAACUGAAUGAUAAAUAUAUUAGUCUAUUUAACACAAUGCAUGAGACAUGAAAUUCAUUUUGAUUUCAAAUCUGGAGUGGAUUUAUUAACCUAAAGCAAUACAGUACGGAUUAACACCACAAUGAAUUUACUGAUCAUACUACUGGCUUUAUGAUUAGCACAUACAGUUUUCACCCCAACACGAUCCAUCUCCCCUUCCUCAUCAAUCAGUCGCUCAGAUUGUUCUGACGGCUGCUGCUGCCACCGCUGCCUCUAGCAGCAGCUUUCCACACCCAGUGAUAUUGCCCUGCCACACCCAUUUUCUUCCACUGUAAUACCACAUGUCAUUCACCCAAUGAUGUAUUUCUCAGGAAUUAUUGAUAAACAUAAAUUAUUAAAUAUUUUGCUAA